AUGCCGAUUCGGCCUACCAAACGCCAUCGUAACGGACAACGGCAAGCAAUUCGACUGCUCACGGUUUCGGCAUCUCUGUUCCCGAUUCAACAUCAGCAUCUUCUUUGUGUCUCCGGCACAUCCGCAAUCCAAUGGGCAGGUAGAAGCCAUCAACAAGAUCAUCAAGAAAACAUUGAAGAAGCUGGGAGCCGCCAAGGGCAAUUGGCCUACCAUACUACCAGAAGCACUAUGAGCCAUCAAUACCUCCUAUUGAAGGUCAACUGGUGA
Messenger RNA from Prunus armeniaca (apricot), 267 nucleotides. NCBI's taxonomy places the organism in Eukaryota, Viridiplantae, Streptophyta, Magnoliopsida, Rosales, Rosaceae. The record is from the annotation of a GenBank genome assembly.